AUGUGCAACCGAUCAUUGAUCCUGCAGCUUCUGCUGGUGAUAACGCUCGCAUCCUCGGCACUCAGUGCUGCUUCCUGCUCCUGGCGAGCAGCUGGAAGUAACUGGUUCGGAGGCGAAAUCUGUAUCCUACAGAAAGUGUACGACGACUGUCAGGAGAAAAGCGAUUUCACCGAAUGCCUGAAGCAGAAGGCUGUGACAUCGUUGUCGAGAGCGCUUGACAUGGAUUCCAUUCAAUUGGUCGAUGGAGUAACCCUAGUCAAACAGAAUUCUUCGGAUGAUGCGGAAAACGAAACCGUCCCUGCGUUCACGGAAGCCCGUGGUUUGGAAGACCUGAGUAGCACCGACCGAACGCUACUGCAAAAGCUGGACCACUUCCUCAAGACACACACCGUUAAGCUGGAUCUGGCCACCCCAAACGAAGCUCGUGGGCCGGGCGACAAGAAAAACGGUAGCCGAUAUAUCAUUGCUGCUAUACUGACAGCCAUGGGCAUUGCUGGGCCGAUCGGUCUCAAGACUCUCGGUGCCAUUGCAUUCAAGGCUUUGGUCAUCUCGAAGGUUGCUCUCACCAUUGCCAGUAUUCUGGCGUUGAAGAAAAUUUUCAAGGCCGACCACCACGAGGAAACUAGCUUCCAGGUGCACACUGGCCAUGACAACCGCCGGAAUACCUAUUUCGUGCGUCCAGUUCGGGCUUCCGUAGAUCCGUACCGGUACUACUACGAACAACCCGUCUAUUAAAUGGCAGCAGGCAAACGACCCCACAAACACCAAAGCCAAAUAUCGAAGUCAACCAAAACCGAGAAAUAACGACAAGCAAACAAGCGACUAAAUCGUGCAAAUUAAUCUGUUUUCACAGCGGAAACCGGAAACAGACUCGAAAUGCAUGUGUUUUGAGACUGCUUUGUGAUGAACGCCAAACGCGUUCCGGCAAUCGGAAAUCAUCACAAUCAAAAACACCAAAAUCAGAAUCCCCCCCCAGAACGACGGGGUGUGACGAAGCGAAGGCAAAUGAUCAGAGGCGAAGUAAAAGAAGCGAUGUGCCUGCUACCUCUCUUGAUCUGUAGAAUAAUUGUCAUUAAUUGUUAUUUAUUUUAAUAUGUAAUUUAUUUAUUUAUUGAA
Molecule: messenger RNA, 1116 nt
Organism: Malaya genurostris
Lineage: Eukaryota; Metazoa; Arthropoda; Insecta; Diptera; Culicidae
Exons: 2
Coding region: 1-735 (244 amino acids)
Source: RefSeq, a predicted model, not a curated record